Messenger RNA from Colletotrichum truncatum, 606 nucleotides. The record is from RefSeq and is a predicted model, not a curated record. NCBI's taxonomy places the organism in Eukaryota, Fungi, Ascomycota, Sordariomycetes, Glomerellales, Glomerellaceae.
AUGGCACAGCAAGGGGGCAUCUACAAAGUCCCGCCACGAUUCACGUACUCUUUCACACGUCCCAUGCCUUCAUCCCAGCCCGAAGAAGAUACCCCCUUCAAUGAGAAGUCUGCUACAGCGGACGGCGACGUCAUAGGCGAGAAGAAGCCCGUCACCGCGGCUCCCGCUUCACCGCUGCGGAAGACUGGCGGAAAAGGAUACGUCAACGACGACGACUGGGUUGUCGUGCCCAGCAACCCCGAGGACGACCCGGAAGAAGAAAGGAGGCAGAAGGGUAUCUUUAUUGAUUACCAUGCCGGACGUAGCGAAUUUCACUUUAUCCUCUUCAAGCUGAAGCCCGGUGUCUCGUCCUCGCAGGUCGACGAAAUGCGUGCCGCGGGCGAGGCCAUGGUCGGCGUCAUCCCCGGCCUCAAGUCCUUCACUCUCGGCCCACCGCUUGCGAGUACCGCGCACCGUGCGCAAGGGUUCGACAUGGCGCUGAUGACGGUCUUGGACACGGAAGAGCAGGUGCUCGCUUAUGCGGGGCAUCCCGCUCAUCAGAAGCUUCACAAGCUCCGCGAAUCUUUGUGUACAGAGACGUUGGCUUAUGACUUGCCUGCGCCUUGA